ACUAGUCCGGCUGAUGUGUCAUGUGGUCUGUGCUCCUUUUACGUGGGGACGAUGAAAUUGGUUGUGACAGAUGUGAUAGCCGGUUUCACCCUCAUUCUAUGUGUUUGGGUUUGCCUGAUGAUUUAGUUAAAAGUAUAUUGAAUAUGGUGGUGAGGAUAUUGCCUUCAUAUGUACGGAAUGCCGUUGUAAAGAUGAUGUGGGAGAUUCUGUUGGUAAACAAGCCUUCAAGCAACUGUUUCAAACUGUGCGUGAACUUUGUGAAUUUGUUAAGAUGUUAGCUGUGCAAAUGCAGGACUUUGUUUCCGGUCACCAAGGAUCUAUGUCACGUACCGCACAUACUGAUGAAACUAUGCGCACAUUGAUUCGUGAGGAGGUACAUGAAAUGGAGGAAAGAAACAAACGAAAGUCUUCCAUCAUAAUUAGAGGUUUGGACGCGCGAACAACCACACAUGCAAACAAGCAGUUCCCCCAGACGUUGUGACAUGGAAUUGUCAAGAAAUCUGACUGUAGCUACUGUCCUUGUACUUGGGACUUCACUUGGCAUCUAUGUAUUGUGGCAAUAUCACAAUUCUUUAAAGAAAAAAAGAAAUAAGAUGAUUCCUCGAAUCCAGGACUUGGAGCAGUUGAAGCAGAUGAAAUGGGAGUGUGUUGGUAAAGUGAAAAAGGUAUUUGUUUAUCCUGUCAAGUCAUGCAAAGGACUUUCUGUUGACUCUGCACAAGCUCACUUCAGGGGACUGGUCUAUAAAACAGCAAGGGACAGAUCAUUUAUAAUUGCCACUGAGAAGGGAACAAUGAUUACUGGGCGUAUGGUGCCUUCAACUGUGCUGAUAGAGGCUACCUUUGAAGACAAUAUAUUGACUCUUAAUUUUCCUGGGAUGGAGGCACUACAUGUGGACACUAAAGAAGUAGAGAAAAAUUCCAUACGUCUCAAAACAAACAUCUGGGGUGAAGAUACUUAUGGCUUGGAUUGUGGGAAGAAUGUCUCCUUAUGGCUUCAAAAGAUUCUGCUUCGCAAAUGCAAACUCCUAUAUCAUGCUGACCUGCCUGCUGACCGUGUGUCCAACCAUCCUUUGGAGUCUUCAUGUCCUCUUUUGAGGACAGAUGAUCAUUCCUUGUAUGCAGAUUUUGGUGGGUAUAUGCUCAUGACUGCAGAGAGCGUGGCAGAUCUACAAACUAGAGUAAGUUCCAAGAUUGCUGCUGAGGAUUUCCGGCCAAACAUUUUGAUAGAGGGAAUCAAGAAACCUUAUGAUGAGGAUGAGUGGCAGUAUGUUAAGAUUGGUGAUACUGUCUUCAGAAAUACUGUGCCAUGUUCAAGGUGUAUUUUUACCACAGUUAGUGCUGAGACUGGCAAGAAAAAUCCUGACAUGGAGCCACUGCAUACUCUCAAGACGUAUCGGUGUGAGAAAGGAAUGGAUAGUCCAUUCUUUGGCAUCAACCUUGGCCUUGAUCUGGCUGGUAAGGUGAAUGUAGGGGACGAAGUUCACAUCACAAGGUCCGAAAGUUUUUAGAAGUAUGUGAAAGACUCAUCCAUAUCUUUGUAUUUUCAUUAUUCUGUACAAAGUAUCAAAGGAUGAUUUUGUUUUGUCAAAGUCUGUCAUAUUAAGAUUAUGAAGUUGUGGAAUAACAAAUGAUUGUAAGAUGUAUCCAUAUUUAAACUUUCUACUUUCUUGUAAGAAAACAAACCUUGUGCAAAAGUUAUGUUUCUUAGAUUCAUUUAUCAUGCUGCUACUGUUUACUUAUGAGAAAAUUGCAUGAACACCUGAGUAAACUUAAGAGAAUAUAUAAGGAUUGUACAUCAGAGCAGUGGCAAAAGAUAAUUUUCAGUGAUGGAAUAUUAAGUGUGAUAGCUGUCAUACAUAGGCAUUAGUAUAAAGUAGCAUAUAUAUAUUAAUAUGUUAUGAAUUAUAUUCAAUAUAUUCUAUAUCAUUCUAGAAAUAUGAUUUGUCAUAUGUUAAGACUAUCAUUCAAGUCAUAUCCAUGAGGCAAUAUAUUGUACACUGCUGAAUAUUUUGUACUCACUUCUAUCAACGUUAAGUAUUGUAAUAACCUCUUGGUGUUUACUUUCAGCAACUUGCUGAGAACUUUCCAUUAACUCAGUUCACACAUAGUUCCUGCUUUUCUUGUCAGAUCAGUUCAAUAUUUCACAUUCAAUUUAUUGGAAUUGGAUACAAACACAUAAAACCCUAAAUUUAAACAUCCUACAAGUUACUUCCUUCUUUAAACCUUCAUGAGGCAACAAUCAUAGACUGCAUCACUCAACUUUUAAGCCUUAUUUAUGAGUAUGAGGAUGACCUUUUCCAUGUUGCUUCAGGCUCCCCUCAGAUUUAGCAUCUUUGCAAUCUCUCAGCUUCUGCUUGCUGGCUGGCUCUUGUCUCUCUUCUACUUCAGGUACAUGGCAUGAUAUACGUCAGUUUGUUACAUUUAACUCCAAAACGCAACCUCGAUGAUAAGGUUGAAAAUCCCAUAUAUUUCACAUAAUUCACAUGCAGUAAUGCUCUUUACAUUCAUGAGCCACCUAUAGGUGGCAAAUAUUUUUUACGCAAUCAAGAUAUCAGGGCAGAGUUGGUAGAGUAAGUUGGAGAUAGUUAAUAAUACACCUCUGUUUACCUCUUUUAUUCCCUUGUUUAGACUUAAUUUUAAUUUCUUCAGCUGUUUUUGCUUUAUCCUCUGUUUGAUCCAGGUGAACCAUACAUCUCAGUCUUGGUUCAACAGCUGUGUGUCAAGUCUGUGUGAGCAUACUUUACUUUAGGUUCUGUAACAAGGCAGCUACUUGGUGCAGGCAACUCAUACAUGUCUGGGUCCUUUUGCCUUCAGGUACUUUCUUCCACGUGGGUCACAGUUAUCUUUGUUCAUGUGGGUUAGGACUACUGUAUUGGUACUGAAUUUUCUAUCUUUUCUCUAUUAUUUCUUCUUCCAUUCUUCUAUUUCUCUAAUUUUUCCACCUUCUUUAAUUGCUUCUUCUUUAUUCAACUACAUCAG
This is a messenger RNA of Portunus trituberculatus (swimming crab), 2979 nucleotides long. Its product is annotated as mitochondrial amidoxime reducing component 2-like. The coding region runs from base 450 to 1508 and encodes 352 amino acids. NCBI's taxonomy places the organism in Eukaryota, Metazoa, Arthropoda, Malacostraca, Decapoda, Portunidae. The record is from RefSeq and is a predicted model, not a curated record. Gene Ontology annotation, molecular function: catalytic activity; pyridoxal phosphate binding; molybdenum ion binding. The transcript is spliced from 8 exons.